Equus quagga is the source of this 2913-nucleotide messenger RNA. It is a transcript of the gene SF1, whose product is annotated as splicing factor 1. The record is from RefSeq and is a predicted model, not a curated record. The coding region runs from base 402 to 2117 and encodes 571 amino acids. Gene Ontology annotation, biological process: regulation of mRNA splicing, via spliceosome. The transcript is spliced from 13 exons. Gene Ontology annotation, cellular component: nucleus. NCBI's taxonomy places the organism in Eukaryota, Metazoa, Chordata, Mammalia, Perissodactyla, Equidae. Gene Ontology annotation, molecular function: zinc ion binding; mRNA binding.
CAAUCCGCGCAGUAACAAACGAAGUGCGCGCCUCGACACCUCCCCGUUCGCCGCGCUCGGCCGCCAUUUCCUCGCCUGGCCUAACGGUCCGGCCAAUCCCAGCGCGCACCGAGGAGGGCUAAGACUCCGCCAAUCGGAGGCCGCCGACUCCGACCCCUUGCCUCGGCCCGGCCCAAUCCCGGCCCCGGCCCCGCCGCCCCCGGCCCGCCCCCGCGGCGCCCUCUCUCCUCCCUCUUUGUGCGUCUCGCGCCGCCGCCGCCGCCGCCGCCGCCGCCCGCCGCGUGAGAGGACGGGCUCCGCGCGCUCCGCGGCAGCGCAGUCGGGUCCCCUCCCCCCGGAAGAUUCGCGAAGGAGCCGCCGCCGCCGCGAAGGAGCCGCCGGUGCCAGUCCCCGGGGGCACCAUGGCGACCGGAGCGAACGCCACGCCGCUGGACUUCCCAAGUAAGAAGCGGAAGAGAAGCCGCUGGAACCAAGACACAAUGGAACAAAAGACAGUGAUUCCAGGAAUGCCUACAGUUAUCCCCCCUGGACUUACUCGGGAACAAGAGAGAGCUUAUAUAGUGCAACUGCAGAUAGAAGACCUGACUCGUAAACUGCGCACAGGAGACCUGGGCAUCCCCCCUAACCCUGAGGACAGGUCCCCUUCCCCUGAGCCCAUCUACAAUAGCGAGGGGAAGCGGCUUAACACGCGCGAGUUCCGCACCCGUAAAAAGCUGGAAGAGGAGCGGCAUAACCUCAUCACAGAAAUGGUUGCUCUCAACCCUGAUUUCAAGCCACCUGCAGACUACAAACCUCCAGCAACACGUGUGAGCGAUAAAGUAAUGAUUCCACAAGAUGAGUAUCCAGAAAUCAACUUUGUGGGGCUGCUAAUUGGGCCCAGAGGGAACACCUUGAAGAACAUAGAGAAGGAGUGUAAUGCCAAGAUUAUGAUUCGGGGGAAAGGGUCUGUAAAAGAAGGGAAAGUUGGGCGCAAAGAUGGCCAGAUGUUGCCAGGAGAAGAUGAGCCACUUCAUGCCCUGGUGACUGCCAAUACCAUGGAAAAUGUGAAGAAAGCAGUGGAACAGAUAAGAAACAUCCUGAAGCAGGGUAUUGAGACCCCUGAGGACCAGAAUGAUCUCCGGAAGAUGCAGCUUCGGGAGUUGGCUCGCUUGAACGGGACCCUUCGGGAAGACGACAACAGGAUCUUGAGACCCUGGCAGAGCUCAGAGACCCGCAGCAUUACUAAUACCACAGUGUGUACCAAGUGUGGAGGGGCUGGCCACAUUGCUUCUGACUGCAAAUUCCAAAGGCCUGGUGAUCCUCAGUCUGCUCAGGAUAAAGCGCGGAUGGAUAAAGAGUAUCUGUCCCUCAUGGCUGAGCUGGGUGAAGCGCCCGUACCGGCAUCUGUGGGCUCCACCUCUGGGCCUGCCACCACCCCGCUGGCCAGCGCACCUCGGCCUGCUGCUCCCGCCAACAACCCACCUCCACCGUCUCUCAUGUCCACCACACAGAGCCGCCCACCCUGGAUGAGUUCCGGCCCUUCAGAGAGUCGGCCAUACCAUGGCAUGCACGGAGGUGGUCCUGGUGGGCCUGGAGGUGGCCCCCACAGCUUCCCACACCCAUUACCCAGCCUGACAGGUGGGCAUGGUGGACAUCCCAUGCAGCACAACCCUAAUGGACCCCCACCCCCUUGGAUGCAGCCGCCACCGCCACCGAUGAACCAGGGCCCCCACCCACCUGGGCACCAUGGCCCUCCUCCAAUGGGUAAAUCAGUACCUGGGAAGUACGCCUGUGGGCUCUGGGGUCUAUCGCCUGCAUCAAGGAAAAGGUAUGAUGCCGCCGCCGCCUAUGGGCAUGAUGCCGCCACCGCCGCCGCCGCCCAGUGGGCAGCCCCCGCCCCCUCCCUCUGGUCCUCUUCCCCCAUGGCAACAGCAGCAGCAGCAGCCUCCGCCACCCCCUCCGCCCAGCAGCAGUAUGGCUUCCAGUACCCCCUUGCCAUGGCAGCAAAGAUCCCUCCCCGCGGCGGCGAUGGCCCGAGCCAUGAGAGUGAGGACUUUCCGCGCCCAUUGGUGACCCUUCCAGGCAGACAGCCUCAGCAGCGCCCCUGGUGGACAGGAUGGUUCGGCAAAGCAGCCUGAGUUAUUUUUGUGGACGGAAUCGGAACACGCUGGCUCCAUAUUGUGAAAUUUUUAUUAAUUUUUUUCUUUUUCCUUUGUUAUUUCCUUCUCUCUUCCUUUCUUCAGACUCCGUCCAAGGAGGUGCUCUCCCCGGUCUUCUGCUGCGAUUAGAUUCCUUUCCCUUUUCUCCAUUCCUCGCUCUUCUCUUUCCAAGGGGAGAGGAGCAAAUGGUUUUAGGCAAAGGCUUUGGCCAUUUAUGUCAGGCUAGUGGGGAGGGGGUGUUCCUUUGGUUCUGAGAUUUUCAAGGUGCCAUAGCCACCCCCGAAGUUGUUUGUUGUUUUUUUUUUUUUUUUUAAGUGUGGGGUUUUGUGUCUGCCAUCCUCGUAGAGUAGUGGGUUAAUCUCCAGGUCCCAAGUCCACAUCCAUCCUGGCACCCGUGCUGGCGGUCGGUGGGGCUGCCCAGGCCGCAGUGGGCUCGUCUGCCAGCCCACAGAGUCCGGUCCAUUCUCUCUGAGCGCCUCAGCUGCCUCGAUGCCAUUUGUUCCUCUCCUUCCUGGAAGGCUCUUUUUACAUUUUAUUUUAAUCCCAAACGUCUGAAUGUUUUGCAGUGUCUAGGGGUUUGAGCUCCUUGUUUUUCGUUCUGCUUCCUUCCCCCCCUUCCUCUUCAUGGAGUGAUUAUGUUGACAAUGAUGUAUAAUGCGCGUCUUCUUCACUGGGUUAUCCGCAGAAAUUUUUCUGGGCUUUUUUUUUUUGGUGUAUGAUUCAACACUGCGUUAAAGGGGGGUGUUCCAUUGAAUAAAAGAGCAGUGUGGUUUUC